Molecule: messenger RNA, 1767 nt
Organism: Penicillium angulare
Lineage: Eukaryota; Fungi; Ascomycota; Eurotiomycetes; Eurotiales; Aspergillaceae
Product: flavin-containing monooxygenase
Exons: 3
Coding region: 1-1767 (588 amino acids)
Molecular function (GO): flavin adenine dinucleotide binding; monooxygenase activity
Source: RefSeq, a predicted model, not a curated record
AUGUCUCAUGAAUUCCCACCAUUGGCGGCUCUUCCGCACCUUACCCUCCACCAAUCUGUGGAGCCGGAGCAGUUCGAUGCGAGCAAAAUUGUCAACGAGUGGCUUUCGUCUUUCACGUCAAAUUUAGCCAAAGGACAGCCUGUUGAUAUCCUUGACCAUUUUCUUGAAAAAGAGUCGUGGUGGAGAGAUUUCGUUUCUUUUUCGUGGGAUAUCGCAUGUCAUAAUGGAACCGAAGCCAUAUGCAGAUAUCUUAGUAGCUCAACGACUGGAUUUGCAGAGGCGAAGGCAGACCAACCCGGCGUAUUGCAAUCGCAAUUAGCUGAUAUGGGAGGACUGAGGUUCAUCCAAUCCGGCUUUACUUUUAAGAACAAUUUCGGCACUGGAAGGGGUGUUCUUAGGCUAGCGAAUGUUGGGCCUGCCCGAUGGAAGGCAUGGACGGUAUUCACUAUGCUUGAGCACUUGAAUAAACCAGAAGCUCUAGACUCAUCAAACACCCAACCUGACGAAGCCCUCCAAGUCUUAGUGGUUGGUGCAGGCCAAUCCGGGCUUGCAAUUGCCAGCCAUCUGAAAGAGCUGGGCCUCAAGUAUCUCGUGGUGGACAAAGCAUCUCAACCAGGGGAUUCAUGGCUGGCUAGAUAUGAAACAAUAAAGUUGCACACGCCUAUCUGGACAGACCACUACCCGUUUAUGAAAUAUCCAACCGACUGGCCUCAAUACUUGGACCAGAAACAUAUCGCAAAGUGGAUGGAGUACUAUGAACAUGCUAUGGGUCUUAACAUCAAGCAUGACACUCUGGCGAGCAAUAUUAAGUACAAUGAACUGGAGCAGCGCUACACCGUCGAUUUGCAGGGCAAGAAUGGCGAUACCGUAACAAUCAAUCCCAGACAUAUCGUCCUAGCGACAGGGUUGUUGAGCGAUAUUCCAAUUCGCCCUACAUUUCCCGGCGAGGAUUCAUUCAAAGGGCAGAUCUACCACACAAGAGAACAUAAAUCGGCGGCGUUGACACCAGACGUGCGGAAUAAAAAGAUCACAAUCAUCGGGUCGGGAACCAGUGCGCACGAUGUUGCCCAGGACUUUGUUAGCCAUGGCGCUGAGACUGUCACGAUGGUGCAGCGCGGCUCUCUGUAUGUGACAUCUCUCAGCUCAUUGGAAAACAUCCAGCUUCCGCUAUGGAAGACUCCUGGAGUGAGCACUGAGGAUGCUGACUUGCUGGGAAACUCUAUGCCAACGGCUGUCGUUCGUACUCUCAGUAUAGGAGCGUCCCAGAUGAUGACCGCAAAUGACAAGGUCCUAUUGGAUGGGCUGCAAAAUGCCGGAAUGGCUGUGAAACAGGGAGACCAAGGCGACAGUUUGGUUGAUCACCAACUGAUUUUGGCGGGUCAUUUUUAUAUUGACCAAGGAGCAAGUCAAAUGAUUAUUGAUGGUCAGAUCCAGGUCCGGAGAUGUGAGCAAGGCGUUCAAGGAUACUACCCCGAUGGAGUUGUUUUGGGCGAUGGGACGAAGGUUGAGUCUGACCUUGUUAUCUUGGCAACGGGCUUCGAGCGUAACAUCAAGGUUAUCGAGCGAAUUAUGGGGAAGGAUGUUAUGGGUAAGGUUGGAGAAGUGUGCAGCUUGGACGAUAGUCAAGAGCGAAUCGGCGUAUGGAGGCCGACCGGCAUGCCGGGAUUCUGGUACAUGACUGGUAGCUUCAUGUGGUCAAGGCAAUUUGCUCCUCUCCUGGCCCUGCAGAUUGCUGCUAUAGAGCGAGGCCUGAACAGUUACGCCUAA